This is a messenger RNA of Lactuca sativa (garden lettuce), 1365 nucleotides long. RefSeq names its product P-loop containing nucleoside triphosphate hydrolases superfamily protein. Gene Ontology annotation, molecular function: kinase activity; ATP binding. The record is from RefSeq and is a predicted model, not a curated record. NCBI's taxonomy places the organism in Eukaryota, Viridiplantae, Streptophyta, Magnoliopsida, Asterales, Asteraceae.
UGGGAAAAGUUUUUACUCAAUUUAAAAGAUGUCCUUUUAACUUAAGAGAAAUUUAAAAUAGGUUUUUUUUUCGUGAACGAUAGAUAUAUUAAAAUAUUAUUAAUUUCAAUAUAAAUUUGAGAAUGAGUAAAAAGGAUAUUUAAUUUUUCUUUACUUAAGUACGUGGUAAAAAAACAACACGAGGACCAGCCACGGGGCGCUUAAGCCGUCAAAUGAAUUGCUUGCUGUCUUUAACCCUUCUUCCCAGUCCACUCUCUCGUUUCUCGACUGUUUGCAGACGAUGGAUGUCUCUUCCUUCUCCACGAGCCCAAGGCGAUGCUGCCUUCCUUCCUCAGCUGUAGAUAUGGUGGUGCUCAAGAAACAUGGUGUCUCUCAAUGCUAUCAAGGCUCUGUACCCAUGUUGGGUAAUAAAAGCAGACCUCAGCCUUCACUAAAUCAAAGUCUACUCUUAAGGCAUAAGAAGUACCCUGUUCAGGUGUUAUGCAGCCAGAAGAAAGACAUACCUAUAGUAGAGGCUCGGACCAUGGAUGAAAUAUAUGAUACUUUGGCUGAACGUGUGGUGCCAACUGCAGCUUCAGGAACAAAUACCAGUGCAAUUCAUAUUGUGGGAUUAGCUGGGCCUCCAGGUGCUGGAAAAACCACUAUUGCUUCAGAGGUGGCUAAAAGAGUAAACAAGUUAUGGCCUCAAAAAUCAUGUGCAUUUGAUUCACAGGUUCAACCUCCACAAAUUGCUGUUGUUCUUCCCAUGGAUGGCUUCCAUCUUUAUCGCCAUCAGCUUGAUUCAAUGGAGGAUCCAAAGGAAGCCCAUGCAAGAAGGGGAGCUCCAUGGACGUUUAAUCCCGAGUUAUUCUUAAAAUGUCUCAAGAGACUGAGGGAGCAGGGGUCGGUUUAUGCUCCAUCUUUUGACCAUGGUGUUGGAGACCCGGUUGAAGAUGAUAUCUUCAUAAAUGUUCAGCAUAAAGUUGUGAUAGUGGAAGGCAAUUAUCUACUUCUAGAAGAUGGUACUUGGAAAGAAAUUGCAUCAAUGUUGGACGAGAAAUGGUUUGUAGAUGUUGACAUUGACAUAGCAAUGGAACGUGUUUUGAAGAGACAUAUAUCAACUGGCAACACCCCUGAAUUCGCCAAACAACGGAUCGAGUACAAUGACAGGCCAAAUGCAGAACUUAUUUUCAAAUCCAAGAAAAAAGCUGACUUGAUAAUCAAGUCAGUUGCUCUUUGAAGGUCAAAAUCCACAUUUUCCAUGUAUGUAUGUAUCAAUGAUAUUGUUUUGUGUUUUAGAUUAUUGCAAAAUAAUUCAGUGUUUAUGAAUGACUAAUUGAAAUGCCACCAGUUUUGUGAAAAUAACUAGAAAAUAGUUUAUUACUA